Molecule: messenger RNA, 982 nt
Organism: Lentinula edodes (shiitake mushroom)
Lineage: Eukaryota; Fungi; Basidiomycota; Agaricomycetes; Agaricales; Omphalotaceae
Exons: 4
Coding region: 209-919 (236 amino acids)
Source: RefSeq, a predicted model, not a curated record
AAUUCGGUCCCCAAAUUCCUCCAAAUACAUUGUAGGCGACUAUUUAAGACUAUGGAUGUUUUCAAGAAUCCAUAUCCUCCUGCCUUUUCUCUUAUUUCUGUCUGCUUUCGCGACAUUUUUUUUCUAUUUUCACGACCAUUAGAAUAAGCCCGCAAGUCGAGCCUUCACAAUCCAAUCCUUACGACCUUCAUUCUUCACAUCGGAAAUCAUGAUUGCAGGCCUCUCUAAAGCCAUUACCCUCUACCUGGCACCUGUGUUGUCCCUCACGGCCAUUUUGUUAUCCUUGUUUGCGUUCCUUGCGCCCGUGGUUAUGCUUAACGACCGCGUUUCGCUGCUGACCGUCUCUCCAUCGACUGUUUUAACUCAGACUAAUGGUCCGAGUGUCGAUGGUGCUAGCGUAUUUCUUGGAGCUCUUGGCUCUUGUUCAAGAUCGGACAAUGCUGCUCUUAUUAACUGUACAGCACCAUCGCUGUCACCUGUAUAUGACCUUUCUGUCCUUCCUUCGAACGCCCCGCAACUUACUCUCACUGCCCCUCCAUCGAGCUCUCCUGCGUUCAUCGCAGUCUCCUUGGCUUUCUCCAUUGUGUUUUUCAUUACAUUUACCAUGAUUUCAUUACGACACAAAAUGGGUGCAAAGCUUGGUGCCGUGUUCGAGAAGCCUGCAAUCCAACGAUUCUCUGCUUGGAUCGGAUUUUUUGGAUUUUUCAUUGGUCUCACAGCCUUCCUUAUCCUUAGGAUGCUGAUGGGAAAAUCGGUUGACGAUUUCAACAAUGGCAUUGUAUCUUUGGGCUCAGGAGGUCCCCAACUAGUCGCCAGCAGCGGUAACGGUUUCACAAUGAUCUGGGUGGCAUACGCGUUCUAUGCGGUCCCCGUCAUUGCGUCCAUGGCCAAAAUCAACGUUACACAGACAAAAGCUUGAGCGGUGAUUUGCUAGAUGCAUUCACCUCUCUGCAAUCAUGACUUUUCAUUACUCUUUCUUGGG